AUGAACAACCAGCACGGCGACAAUUCAGGUCCUACCGGGCAGGCCGGUGGUGCUUUCAUGCCAUCCAUGAAACAAGAUAUGGAAUACAUCUGUGCUGACUGUGGUGCUAAGAACGAGAUCCGCUCGAGGGAGCCAAUACGAUGCAGAGAAUGCGGCCAUCGUAUCAUGUAUAAGAAGAGGACUCGGCGAAGUACUUGCUUUCUUAGUGGAUACUCCCAGAGGCUGAAUGUUCCGACGACUUUGUAG
Molecule: messenger RNA, 246 nt
Organism: Punctularia strigosozonata HHB-11173 SS5
Lineage: Eukaryota; Fungi; Basidiomycota; Agaricomycetes; Corticiales; Punctulariaceae
Exons: 2
Coding region: 1-246 (81 amino acids)
Biological process (GO): DNA-templated transcription
Cellular component (GO): RNA polymerase III complex; RNA polymerase II, core complex; RNA polymerase I complex
Molecular function (GO): DNA binding; zinc ion binding; DNA-directed RNA polymerase activity
Source: RefSeq, a predicted model, not a curated record